ACGACGAUUAUGAUGGCGAGGGCACGAAUGUCGUGUGACUCUUGAUUGUCUCCUGCUAUUUUAAAGUUUCAUGAUGCGCAGAAAAAUAUAAAUUGCACAAAAAUGCACUGGAUUUCUCUAGGCUAUAAAAAUCUGAACCAAGCAUGAAAAUUUGCACAACCUUGCACUUUAUCCUCCCACCCAACCAGGAUAAUUUAACAACCAAUUAUUAUUUUGCAAUGAAAUUUCAGUACGUAUUCUGCUGAAAAGCAUGACAUAUGUACAAAUUUUUCCUGCAAUAAUUUAAUUGCAAGCAACAUUCAUUCCAUGACUUACACUUUAUAGGCCACGUGUGCGUCUGACUUAAAGUUUGUCAUCACUUCAUGAAAUUGUGAUGUCAUAUAAACUAUUUUAUGCGACAUUACUCAAACGUAGCAAUUUUGGAAUUGAAGGACAGACCAUGCAUUUACAGAUAUGUGAUGAUGACGAUGACCCUCACACUCUUCUUGUCGGAAACAAAAUGCGACACUUUGCUGGACAAUAUUUAGCAGCAAUUUGCAAGUUAGUAUGUAUGAAAAUACGUCGUAGAAAAGGUGCGUGUUGCGGACUAAUUAUUGUUUCCUUAUUCUCCGUCGAGUCCAACCCACCGAAUUCUUGCGAGUAAUCUAUCUAACCCAAUUUCCUAAUGGUAAUAAUAAUAUUAUUUCCUUGUGCUCCUAUCGUAUGCACGAUUUUGGUCAGGUUGACGCACUCGGAAUUCGGAUGAUAUGUAAUUCCCCUUGUCAAUAAUGUUGCAUUACUAAAUAUUGCUUGUUAAGCUACCUACGCAUCGCAAAUUGGUCUCCUUUCAGAUCUUCUCCUUGUUUAAUAUUGUGUCGAAAAGUGUUACAUGUCACUUUUACGAACCACUAUUAUUACCGGAUUACUAGUGAUGGCGAGACUUAUCAUUACGGAAGGAGAAGAAUAGGAACUUACCUCAAUGUCAGCCUUCAUCGUGCUCCGAUAAAAAAAGAGCGAAUUGAUACACAUCAGAAGUCUGUCAUUUACUUGUUGCAGUUGUGUUUGCAGUGGGUGAACUUUUCUUCCAAGUCGGUGGAUUUUUUAAUGGGGGAACUUAUCACGAAUAAUUGUAAGAAGUCGUACAUGUGGAAAAAGUUUCAAUUUUCUAAAGGGUUGAGACUCUACCAAAAUGAAAUUAUCCCCAUGACUUGGACCACUUCGGGGGGACGUGGGGGCAAUAAGAGACAAAUUGAAUUAGAAUAUCAUAAUCCACUCCAUUAUUUUAGAAUCUAUCUGAACUUCGGGUACUUUUUUCACUAUCUGCCCUUCAGGUUGAAACGUGUCAAGGGGACAAAGUUUUAUAUGAUCAAGACAAGUCGGUUGCAUAAGGUGGGUAUUUCGAGAUAUGUAAGUGAUUUUUAUAUGUAAUCAUAAAACACCAAUAUUUACAGGUGACUUGUUUCAUAAUUCACAUAAUGUCCGCUAUCCGAUUUUUCAUCUCAAUCCGGAAGAAUCUCCACUCUCACAGGGAGUCAAAUCCCUCACCAGUUUUAUACUUUGAGAUUUGUAGAACGGUCUUAACAGCGACGUACAUGACCGUUUUUAAGUGGACAUUUUGGACAAAGGAAAAAUUAUUCUGCACAAUUGUCAACGACUUGGCUACCAUUCAUUUUUCAGCGGAUGCGCUAACAUAUUGCAGCAAAAGAGUGAGAGUAACCACAUUGGCAACUUGGAUUUGCAUCCUAUAUUCGGUCAUUCCCAUCUGCAACGUGUUCCUGGGAGCGGAAGUUAUUAAUGUGAAGCAUUGGAAGUUUACUCAACUAUUAGAAUCUUACGCGGGGAAGGCGAGAUAUACCUUUUUCGUCCAGGGUACCUCCGACCCCUUUCCGAUUACUGGGUUUGACCUCGCGACCUAUUUCCUCGUCCCGAUUUACGUAGUUAUGAACUUUUUUUACUUUCUGGGAGGUCACUACUUCGAUUUGAGCGUCCUCAUGGGCGCCCUCACUCUGCGUCAUUUGGCAAUGGUGUUUGCUGAUACGGUUCAAAGCCAUUCGGACCCCUAUUUUUCGGCAACAGUUAGUAAAUCAUAUUAAUCUAUUAAUUGAUGUCAUAAAGUAAUUAUG
Messenger RNA from Folsomia candida, 2102 nucleotides. RefSeq lists its product as uncharacterized. The transcript is spliced from 3 exons. The record is from RefSeq and is a predicted model, not a curated record. NCBI's taxonomy places the organism in Eukaryota, Metazoa, Arthropoda, Collembola, Entomobryomorpha, Isotomidae. The coding region runs from base 1455 to 2072 and encodes 205 amino acids.